UGCUGCUAUCAGUUGAACGCUGGACGUUCUCUGAGUAACACAAUACUUUCCCUUAAAUUAAAAAAAAUAAUAAAAAUAAAAUACUAUUUAUUUAUAAAAAAAAAUAACAAGCCUUAUAUUUAAUAUUUCUUCUUUGUGGGAGUGAACAAAAGCAACCCUAGCUAAUGUGAAUCCUCGCUGAAGUUAACAUCUAAUUAUCUGACAAACUUUGUUUUGUUUCUGGUAAUACGAGUUGGAUAAAUUCAGUGUAACUCAACUUGCUAAUAAAACUUGCUUUGAAAUGUUUAAAAUUAUUAUUGAUAUUAUGGAUAAUUUAAAAAAAUUUUAUAGUUGAAGAAUCUGUUAAAAUUUUAAAAUAAAGGAGGUGUAAAGUAGAAAAGGGAAAUUGAAAAAUAAUUGAGGAAGAUACUACCUUAUUUUUUUUAUUAUGGUGGAUAAAUUGCACGACUACCAAGGCUUCACAGGACGUCUCCAUGGAGCUCGUGAUAAAUUAAGUGAAAAGUGGUCGGGCUUCAAGCAAUGGAAAGAUGAAAUCCCGACAAACCAAGGCAUUGCGGGAGUUAUUAACCAUUUUCGUAAUCCACCUAAAUUAGAACGGACUUUGGAAGACUAUUCUCAUGUUUACAGGCAAAAGACACGUGGUGAACUGGUUCGAGUGUCAGCAGCGGUGAUGGGGAUUGAAUUUUCCUACGCUGCAGAAACGGCCUUUGUGUCGCCAACCUUGUUAAAAAUUGGCGUUGACCAUCAACAUAUGACACUAGUUUGGGCUCUGAGUCCCCUGGUAGGAUUUUUCGUGACACCCGUUUUGGGAAGUGUCAGUGAUCGCUGUAAAUCUCACUACGGUCGAAGGAGACCCUUUAUUAUUAUCCUGGCGAUCGGAGUUUUUCUUGGGCUUCUCCUGGUACCCAAUGGCGAGAAAAUGGGGUACGCAUUCGGAGACCCUUUACCUUUACCUAAUCAUACUAGUCCACUAGGUCAUCGAUUGACUGCUAAAACAAGUAAACCGCUAAAUGAAAGUCAACCAGCAGUUCCAACUUCUUCACACUCGUGGGGAAUUUUUUUCACUAUUUUAGGAACUGUCUUGCUGGAUUUUGACGCUGACGCUUGUCAGAGUCCUGCAAGAGCUUAUCUUCUAGAUGUUACCAUUCCAGAUGAUCAUGCAAGAGGGUUGAGUACGUUCACGAUAAUGGCAGGACUUGGUGGAUUCAUGGGAUACGGGUUAGGUGGGAUAAAUUGGGACGCGACAGCCAUUGGAGUAGCUCUUGGUGGUCAUCUUCAUGCGACAUUCACACUGAUAACAAUAAUAUUUAUAAUUUGUGUAAGCUACACAGUGACCAGUUUCAAAGAAAUCCCUCUCUAUAUGCUCGAGCGAGAUGAGUUUAAGGCUAUGCAAGCUCAGCUGAUGGACAGCCGGAGGAAAAGUGAGCAUGACAAAAUAGCUGAUGAUGAUUGCGCUUCCUAUGGAACUCUUAAUACUCCUGGUGAAACUACUGAAGAAUUUAAUCUGAAACCUCUGAAAGUUGAUCCUCCAAAGGAGUUAGGAUCAGUGCCGAUGGUGCCGGAAAUAAUCCCUGAAAUAAUUGCAAAUGAAGAUGACAUUGAUGUAGAUCCUAAAGCGACGCUCAGAGAAUACUUAAUGUCGAUUGUUUAUAUGCCACACAGUGUUAAAAUGGUUUGUCUGACAAAUUUGUUCUGCUGGAUGGCUCACGUCUGCUACUCGCUCUACUUUACUGACUUUGUCGGCGAGGCUGUCUACGGCGGGGAUCCAAAAGCUCCGGAGGGUUCGAAAGAACGUGAAUUAUACGAAUCUGGAGUUAGAUUUGGGUGCUGGGGGAUGUCUAUGUACUCACUGUCAUGUGCCUGCUAUUCUUUAGUUAUUGAAAAGUUGAUCCAGCGAUACAAGGCGCGGAGAGUUUAUAUUUGUGGAUUAUUAUUUUAUAGUUUAGGAAUGAUGAUGAUGGCUGUGUUGAAACACCCAGUAGGUGUGAUAAUAUUUUCCUGGACUGCAGGAGUUAUGUAUUCGACGUUAUUUACAAUGCCGUAUUUAUUAAUCGCACAUUAUCACAAUUCAUCCACGUUUUCAGUAACUGCAGACGGCGAAGCAGUACACAAUGAUAAAGUACGAGGACUAGGUACCGAUGUCGCAAUAGUAUCAUCGAUGGUAUUCCUCGCACAAUUUUUACUCUCUUGUUGCCUUGGUACGAUUGUUAGUAUCUCGGGUACUACUACCGCAGUUGUCGGUGUUGCCAGUACACUUGCUGCCUGUGGAGCAUUAUCAGCGACCCAAAUAAUGUAUUUAGAUCUUUGAAACAAUUAUUGUAUUACUUACUUACUCGCUUGUUUCUGCUAAUUAUUAACGACAUGAAUACUUAAAUUAAUACUACUAAAAUUAAAAAAGCUGCGUUGGAUUUUAUCAUUUUAUAUAAAUUAGAUAAAAAUUACGUAUAUAUAUUUUUUUAACAUCUUAUCUAUUAAAAAAAUUAAAGUAAUUAUUUUUUGAUUAUUUAUUAUUGCUGUAAUUGUUAUGUAGCGUUUGAGGGGAAUCAGUAUUAGUUGAAUUACGCGUCAAUAGUUAUUGCGUGUUAGUUAUUUAUAUUAAUGCACAAAAAUUAAUUAAAUUGAUCGUUAAAUAUAUGAUUAGAUUUAUGUUAAUUGUAAAUAUUAUAAAUUAUAAUUAUAAUUGAUUCAUUGUAUGACGUGACAUAUCCAACGUUAAAUAAAAACAAACAUUUAAAC
Cotesia glomerata is the source of this 2736-nucleotide messenger RNA. RefSeq names its product proton-associated sugar transporter A (gene lovit). The record is from RefSeq and is a predicted model, not a curated record. Lineage: Eukaryota; Metazoa; Arthropoda; Insecta; Hymenoptera; Braconidae. The coding region runs from base 428 to 2308 and encodes 626 amino acids. Gene Ontology annotation, molecular function: sucrose:proton symporter activity. Gene Ontology annotation, cellular component: membrane. The transcript has 8 exons.